Molecule: messenger RNA, 336 nt
Organism: Penicillium cataractarum
Lineage: Eukaryota; Fungi; Ascomycota; Eurotiomycetes; Eurotiales; Aspergillaceae
Exons: 2
Coding region: 1-336 (111 amino acids)
Source: RefSeq, a predicted model, not a curated record
AUGGCGCGUCCUUCCAUCGCAUCAAUCACUGGCCCGACCAAGCUACCCGCUCAACGAAGCUAUGCCCGGGAUUCGAAUAAAUCGAGCGGCGGGAAGGAAAAUGCGACUCGGGAUGCGGGCACUCCAGAAAACCCGUUGCCCAACCACCCGAUCCCUUCCAACGAUGCAAAGCCCACGCUAAGAGAUGGUCGGUCGUCGCCUAUUGCCGAUUUUGAAGGUAACUUGAAGGACGAUCUGCCUGAGGAUGUGAAGAAACAUAAUGAAGAUGUGGAGAAUCGGUAUGACCGACCGUACAAUCACAUUGCCGAUUGGGGGGUGUGGAGGAGAUUGGUGUGA